This is a messenger RNA of Funneliformis geosporum, 651 nucleotides long. The record is from the annotation of a GenBank genome assembly. Lineage: Eukaryota; Fungi; Glomeromycota; Glomeromycetes; Glomerales; Glomeraceae.
AUGGCUGAUUAUGCUUCCCAAUUAGUCGGUCAACCAAUAACUCGAUUUAUCAUUUCUCGUAUUCUAAAAAAACACGAGAUUAAUCGCAAAAAAGUCUCUUAUCGUUAUAGAGAAAUGAACUAUGAGAAAGCCGAGGAGUUUGCGAGCGAAUACUUCUCACUACUUGAUUUUCCUAUUUUGGCUUUGGAUGAGUGUAGUUUCCAUAUUGGCGAAGCACCGAGAUAUGGCUAUUCCAAAAGAGGUUCAAGAGUUGUUUCGCAAAGGACUGGAAAAAAGAGAGCGGUUAAAGCCGAAGACUUUCAUGAGUUUUUGAGUGAGAUUAAACUUCCUACUAAUGAGAAAACUUAUUUAGUAAUGGAUAAUGUUCGGAUCCAUCAUGCUAGUUGGGCAUGUAGGAAACUAGGUUUAUCCACGAUUAAGGAAUUGUUGGAAAGCAAGAAUAUUGAACCACUUUAUUUACCUGCUUAUGCUCCGAUGCUAAAUCCUACCGAAUUUUGUUUUAACUUCAUUAGACAUUAUGUCGAAAAGAGUAAACCAGAAACAGAGGAGGAACUAGAACAAGCAAUAGAUAAAACUAUAGAUAUGCUAGGUGAGAAAGAUAUGACUAAGUUUUUCGGACAUUGUUAUUUUAAGCGACCUAAUUAUAUUUGA